Messenger RNA from Scatophagus argus, 1572 nucleotides. Its product is annotated as cytochrome P450 2K1-like. The record is from RefSeq and is a predicted model, not a curated record. Gene Ontology annotation, cellular component: cytoplasm; intracellular membrane-bounded organelle. Gene Ontology annotation, biological process: xenobiotic metabolic process. Gene Ontology annotation, molecular function: iron ion binding; heme binding; oxidoreductase activity, acting on paired donors, with incorporation or reduction of molecular oxygen, reduced flavin or flavoprotein as one donor, and incorporation of one atom of oxygen. Lineage: Eukaryota; Metazoa; Chordata; Actinopteri; Scatophagidae. The transcript is spliced from 9 exons. The coding region runs from base 1 to 1572 and encodes 523 amino acids.
AUGGGGGUGUUAGACCUUUUUCUCCAGUCCUCCAGUUCUGUCUCCCUGUUGGGGGCUCUGGUGGUCCUGCUGCUCAUCUACCUCAUCUCCUCCUCCUCCAACCACAGCUCAAAGGAAGACAGGAAGGAGCCCCCGGGACCCAGACCACUUCCCCUGCUGGGUAACCUGCUGCAGCUGGACCUCAAGAGGCCCUACAACACCUUACUGAAGCUUUCCAAGAAAUAUGGAUCAGUGUUCACCAUUUAUUUUGGACCCAAAAAAGUGGUGGUUCUGGCUGGAUACAAGACAGUGAAGGAAGCACUUGUUAACAAUGCAGAUGAGUUUGGUGAAAGAGAUCCGCUGUUAUUAGCACAAGAAACUACCCAAGGCCAUGGUAAGAAAAGAAAGACCAGAGCCAUUCAUUUUAACUUGCAGUCUACAUACUGGGUUUUAUGGUCCAAUGGGGAUUCGUGGAGGGAGAUGAGACGUUUUUCUUUGACAAACCUGAGGGACUUUGGGAUGGGCAAGAGGGUGUGUGAGGACAAAAUCAUUGAGGAAUGUGGCUACCUCAUGGAAGUGCUUAAGAAAUUUAAAGGACAAGCCUUCAAUACGACUCAGCCAGUGAACUACGCAGUCUCUAAUAUUAUCUGCUCCAUUGUGUACGGCAGCAGAUUUGAAUAUGAUGACCCCAGGUUUACAUCUAUGGUAGACCAAACUAACAAGAGGGUUCAGCUUCUGGGCUCCCCAUCGCUACAGAUGUACAACCUGUUCCCGUGGAUCUACAAAUGGGUUGGUGAGAAAACAGAAUUUAAAAAGCUCACCGCCUUCAUUAAGGAGCAGAACUUGGACCUGUUCAGCCGGCUGAAAGAGACCUUCAACCCACAGAUGUGCAGGGGGUUUGUGGACGCCUUUCUGGCCAGGAAGCAAAAUCUGGAGGAAUCUGGGAUGGCUCACAGUCACUUCCACAAUGACAACCUCAUGGAAACAGUCAUGAACCUGUUUGUUGCUGGCACUGAUACAACAGCAGCUACACUCAGAUGGGCACUUCUGCUUAUGGCCAAGUAUCCAGAAAUACAGAACCAGGUCCAGGAGGAGGUGAGCAGGGUGAUAGGAAGUCGUCAGGUGCAGCUCGAGGACAGGAAGAACAUGCCCUUCACAGACGCCGUCAUCCAUGAGACUCAGAGACUGGCCAACAUCGUCCCCAUGGCGGUGCCUCACAGGACGAGCCGAGACGUCACCUUCCAGGGUCACUUCAUCAAGAAGGGGACCACAGUGUAUCCUCUCCUGACGUCCGUCCUGUAUGAUGACACUGAGUGGGAGAAGCCACGCAGCUUUCAUCCCGCUCACUUCCUGGACAAAGACGGGAAGUUCGUCAAGCGAGACGCCUUCAUGCCGUUUUCUGCAGGUCGCAGGAUUUGUCUUGGAGAGAGUCUGGCCAAGAUGGAGCUCUUCAUCUUCUUCACCACCCUCAUGCAGCACUUUCUCUUCACUCCUCCACCUGGAGUUUCAGAGGACGACCUGGAUCUGACUCCACGUGUGGGCUUCACCCUCAACCCUUCACCUCACAGACUGUGUGCUGUUUCCUGUAUGUGA